UCCAUUGUUUAAUUUGUCGGUAUUUCCCUCCCCCGCCCACUUCAUCCUCUCCCUCUUCUUUCAGUUUCCCUCUUCUUUACAAAAUUCCUCAUUUCUCUUCUUCGCUGAUCUCUCCCCUUUCUCAAUCCUCAUUCCUCACAAUCCUUCCGCGCUAAAAUGGGUAAAUACAUCAACAAAUCCAACCUCACUGCCCACGUCCCACUCAUGGACGUUUUUUCAAAUCCCACCACCACCACCACCGUCCGGACCAGAGCCGCUUCCAAAUCCCUCGCAUUGCAGAAACUUCACAAAUCGUCUCUUCCAGACCCCACUUCUGACCUCUCCUUCUCUUAUCUCCAGCUUCGAACUCGCCGCCUCGAUAAAACCGAGACCUCUCUUGGGGCUUCCACCAAACACGUCUCAAAACCUAAGAAAUCUGCUCGGAAUCCUAAGCCUCCCUCCAGUUUGGAUGGUGAGACCCAGAGUUUUGGUUUUGUGUCUCAGAUUGAAGAUUUGGAAUUCCAUCUCCCCAGAAGGAGCACAAACGAAAACACAGCAGGCAGCAGAAACCCCUGUUCCCGUACACAGUACAGUAGUGACAAUGCAACUAAUAGUAUUAUUCAAAACAAUUUGCAAAUCCCAACAGCACAUGAGAUGGAAGAGUUCUUCACCUCUGCAGAGCACCAGCAACAGACAUCAUUUAUGAACAAGUACAAUUACGAUAUUGUAAACGACAAGCCUCUCGAUGGACGAUACGAAUGGGUUGAACUCGUUCUUUGAGCUUCUCGAGGAAUGCAGGUUGCUAUAGACAAGGAAGUGGUGGGAAGAGGAAAGAUUAAAAAAUUGGGACAGCCCCCAGUUGGAUUUCAAACUAUCUGUUGUGUAUAUUUGAGAGAGGUGGAGAAUUGCGGACAUGAGUUUGAAAAAAAGGGAAGUGUCCUGUGUCCAACAGAAUGAGUGAGUACAAAGGGGUAAGGGGGUCCUUGUAAAGGGACACUGCUCACUUGCUAUCUGGGGUGGGGUCCUAGGGAAGUCCAUUAUCAACUCUGUCUUUUUAACUUACCUCAUUUGCCUGUUUGGGAAAAGAGGAAUUUUUCUUCUCUUUUUGUUUUUUUCUGUUUUGUUAAAAGAAAAGUUUGAGGUGGUGUUGUGUUGAUAACAUAGGAUGCUAGUUUGGAGUUUCAGUGCUUCUUCAUUGUAUUUACCCUUUCAAGGCCAUAUCUUUCUUUCAUCAAACAUUUAGUUUUCAGUUGUAAUGUUAUCUCUCAUCUGGAUUCUCUCUAUUUAUGGGA
Molecule: messenger RNA, 1271 nt
Organism: Cucumis sativus (cucumber)
Lineage: Eukaryota; Viridiplantae; Streptophyta; Magnoliopsida; Cucurbitales; Cucurbitaceae
Product: cyclin-dependent kinase inhibitor 3
Exons: 3
Coding region: 157-759 (200 amino acids)
Biological process (GO): negative regulation of cyclin-dependent protein serine/threonine kinase activity
Cellular component (GO): nucleus
Molecular function (GO): cyclin-dependent protein serine/threonine kinase inhibitor activity
Source: RefSeq, a predicted model, not a curated record